AUGGCCACCUCCACUCCCGCCAAGAGCGCUACCGUAUCUAUGGCCCCAGCUGUAGCUUAUACGAAGCCGUCGCCCUCGGCAUCCGUGCCUUUCUCAGCGGCGACUACUGCUGCGUCCAAGCCAGUUUCCGCCCCAGUCUCUAGUGACAUGUCCGCGGAGACUGGUGACAAUCCAUCGGCCCUCAGUGGCACAGCUACAAGUCGCUUGCCAGCGGCCGCUCCCACCCACGGCUCGUCGGCUACGGCUCGAGGUUCUCCCACGGCACUCCAACUUCCUGAUGGCCGUGAUUACAUUCAUUCCAACCUGGGUAACUGGGAAGAGUUGCCGAUCCCAGCCGGUUACGACGGCGGCAGGACCACUACGAAGCGCGCCGGCUCCAUGGUCAACUCUGUCGGCAAAGACCCUCGCGCCUUUCUUGCUCCUCCCACCAAUGGGUCUUGGUCGUCCAAGCGUCCAUCGGCCCAGGAAGUUCAGAAGAACGGCCUGGAUAACUGGCGAUGGAAGGAAACGAAAGGGGAGAAAGCCGAGAGGCUUCUGUUGCAAGGCAAGGCACAGGCUCAAGAGCGGACUGCAGCACGGAAAGCCUCAGUGUCCAGGAUGACGCUUGAUGAAAUUGUUGAGAAGUUCGCUCCACGCCCGCGUCAACCAGCAGUAGCCAGCGUACCGCAACACGCCAAAGCACAGCAGACCUCUCGCGGCCUACCCCAGCCGAUGCCCUCGGAUUACCGCCGCCACAAGGGGCAAGGGUUUGUGGAUCGUUAUAGGCCUGAAGCCAACAGUUACCGUCGCCCUGCCGCGGACUGCUAUCGGCCUUCCUAUGCGCGUUCCACCGCGUCAUCGAGGGCUCAUGAGAUUUGCUCACCGGUGACAGCAGAGGCGGACACAAGGCUCUCGCGUCUAGCUUCUCGUGGACCGGAGCAUGUACCAGUGAAGAACCGGCCGCCAACGCGAGAAUCUUCAUCCUCUGGUAUCAGGUCCGCAAACUUUACGACCGGUCCAUACCUUUCCCCCACAUCCAGAGAAGGCUCUAUCAAGUCGCCGGCCCCUGUACCAACGCCAACUCGGCCCUCUCCCGCGCAAUCUGAUGCCGUCAAGUCCGCCAAUACUAGCGCGAAGGGAGAGGCGGACCGGAUCAAACCGAAGGAGGCAGAUUUGAGAACCUCCAAUGCAUCCACGAAGGCGUCCGCGCGUCAGACACAAUUGACGGCUGCAAAUUUCCUAGACAAUGAGCUGACAAUGCUUCCACCGUCCUUGCAGGCCAAAUUGGCUAACCCGACGCUGCCGCCGCCGUCAGCUCUGCGACAUAAACGCCCUCGAGCCGCGGAUGAGGCUGAGGAAAAUGAGUUCGCAAAGCCGACCAUCUCCAAGAAGCCGAAGAUUUCAGUCCCCUCGGCGGGUGCAAGGGCUGCCACGAAGAAAAAAGUUCCCACGGUGAAGAACGUUGCGACAAAGAAGGCUGUUGCCACCAGAAAGGCCGUCGCGACGAAGAAGGCUGGCGUUGAGAAACCUGCAUGCCAGCGGCGACCGGACCAUGCGGGUAUGAAGCGCAAGCGCGCCCGUGACGGUGACGAUGCGUUUGAUAGCAAGAAAGUGGGCAAAAAUUGCAAGCGGCAGAAGACACCGCUGGCAGAUAGCUCUGGAGAGUCAGACUGUGAAUCCGACGUGGACGACUUCAUUGUUCACGACACACCCCAGGUAACGCGGAGGAGAAAGAAGAGUGGUGGAGCGGCCAGGAAGUUCGUCAAGGGCUAGAAGCCUCUUCCUCUCGCACAAUCAGCUUCCAAACCCUGGCAAUCUCGAAUGUCCUGACUCACACUGACCCCCACCGUUGCACGCACUUAGCUGGACCUCGGGACGCACUUGACGUUCGCUCGUGAUGUUCUUUCCUGGUACUCCUCCCUGAUCGAAGUUUCGCUGGUAGGCCGAACUGGUUUCCAACAACCAUUCUGUGUUUCUUUCGCAUUUCUCAGCAUUUCCUUUACACUUUUCGAGGGACAAGCGAUUCUGGCCUUAUCCAUCUUAUUGCAAGCGUUAUUUCAGGUUCUUGUUUUCUCACGGUUCAGUGUUUGUCAAUGCUUCUGACGAUGCGCCAUCAAUCGCGCAAGGUCAUCUUCAAGGGGGGGUUGCGUCAUAUCUGUUUUGGUCUCUAGUUUCGACGAGCUCGAUACCCCAUCUUUCUUGUAUACUUCUCAUCUGCUGGUCUGCCCUCUUUCCACAGGUUCAUAGAAUGGUC
Molecule: messenger RNA, 2233 nt
Organism: Westerdykella ornata
Lineage: Eukaryota; Fungi; Ascomycota; Dothideomycetes; Pleosporales; Sporormiaceae
Exons: 4
Coding region: 1-1752 (583 amino acids)
Source: RefSeq, a predicted model, not a curated record